Panonychus citri (citrus red mite) is the source of this 2695-nucleotide messenger RNA. RefSeq names its product probable N-acetylgalactosaminyltransferase 9. Lineage: Eukaryota; Metazoa; Arthropoda; Arachnida; Trombidiformes; Tetranychidae. Gene Ontology annotation, cellular component: Golgi apparatus. The record is from RefSeq and is a predicted model, not a curated record. The coding region runs from base 728 to 2569 and encodes 613 amino acids. The transcript has 4 exons.
UUCUUGGUUGAGAAGAUAAUCUAACAAAAGGUAGAAAACAUGUUUUACCACAAUUCUUAUGAUGUAUCCUGUUAACAUCUCACAAUUUCCACCAUUAAAUUUCAUCUUUCAAAUUCAAAUUGAUUCAAUUUCAAUCAACUAAUUUAAUUGUCUUCCAACUGAUCACAACAACAAAAAAACGAGCCACUCAUCAAACUCCCUCUAGGAAAAUACAAAAAGUGGCUAACCAGCUGAUCCAAAUGUCAACUACAAUUUGAAUAUUUAUCAGUUCAAUCAAUUGGAUUUCCCAUUCUCUUGGAUUGGUUUUGUUUUUCCUCCACAAUUACUGGUUAAUUUAGUGAUUACAAUUUAAAAUGAUUAACCAUCAACUCAACUUGGGAUUUUAAUUACUACAAAUCAAUUGGAUCAUCAAGACUAGAAACAUAUGAUUUUUUUUUGAAGAAAAAGCCUCAACUAUAAACAUCAUCAAUUCUACAUGUUGCAAGGUUCAACUGGAUUAAUUUAAUUUCCAUAAAUUGGUUAAUUGUUAUUCCAUUAAAUGUUUACUCGCCAAUGGACAUCACCUUGUUAUCUGUGACUGUGACUCUCCAAUAGCUUUUUACCCUUAAGGUGUGAUGAGUUUUCACCUUGUUGAUGUUGAUAUUUGUCAUCUCCAAUUUCAAUUGCUGUUGAAUCUCUGAUUUGUUUUUUUUUCUGUGUAAUAUUAUCAACUCAAAUUCCAUAAUCAAUGGUGAUAAUGAAAUUACGGCGAAGAUGUCGCAGUGAUUUUAUUAGAUUAUCUUUCCUUCUGGUAUCAGUAAUUUUUGUCCUCUUCUUACUCUCAAGUAGUAAGAAUAAAAGUGAUUCAGAAUUUGGAGAAGAUAUUUUUGAUCUAACAAAUGAUCAUAAUAGUAAAGAAGGUUUGAUGAAAAGCAAUCCAACUGUGAUAAAACAACUGAGUGCCAAAGAAGCUGAAAUUUACCAUGAUCUGAAUCCAGUAAUUAAAGGUUGGGGUGAAAAUGGUCAAUCAGUUAUACUGACCAGUGAUAGUGAAAAAUCAUUGGCUCAGAAACAAUUUGACAAAGGAGCUUUCAAUGUAUAUAUAAGUGAUCGUAUCUCUCCCAAUCGAUCACUUCCCGAUCCUAGGCCAUCAGAAUGUUCAAAGGUCUCUUACGAUUAUAAUAAACUUGGAACGGGUUCAAUUGUGAUCAUAUUUACCGAUGAAAUUUGGUCAGCACUGAUUCGUACGAUAUGGUCAGUAUGGAAUCGAACACCUCAUCAAUUAUUGAAAGAGAUUAUUCUGGUUGAUGAUGCUUCCAAUCGAACUGAACUUCAACAACCAUUGAGAAAUUAUUGUUCUCAUUAUUUUGGUGAUCAAGUUAAAUUGUUUCGAUCAGACAAACGAAUUGGUUUAAUUCGUGCACGAGUUUUGGGAGCUAAAAAAGCCUCAGGGGAUGUUAUUGUCUUCCUAGAUUCUCAUUGUGAGGCAACUAAAGGUUGGCUUGAACCUUUAAUGGCGGAAAUUGCUGAGAAUCCUAAUCACGUUGUUUGUCCGGUAAUUGAUGUAAUUAGUGAUAAAACAUUGGCCUACAAUUACGGGACACCUUACUUUUUUCAAAUCGGCAGUUUUACCUGGGCAGGUCAUUUUACCUGGAUGGACAUGGACGAGGAAAAGCUGAUUGAAUCGCCGACGAAAGCGGUUUCCUCACCAACAAUGGCCGGUGGACUUUUAGCAAUUAAUCGUAAUUACUUUUUCUCCAUUGGUUCGUACGAUGAAGCAAUGGAAAUUUGGGGUGGCGAAAAUUUAGAAAUGUCCUUUCGAAUUUGGCAAUGUGGGGGUAAACUGUCCAUUCACCCGUGUUCUCAUGUAGGUCACAUUUUCCGUGAUUAUCAUCCCUACUCUUUCCAAGGGAAAGAUACUCAUGGUAUUAACACACUUCGAACCAUGAUGGUCUGGAUGGAUCCAGAGUAUCGUCGGUACUUUUUCAUGCAUCGAACUGAUCUUGCCGAUAUUAAUCCAGGUGAUCUAACCGAUCGUUUAGAAUUGAAGAAACGUCUCAAAUGUAAAUCAUUUAAAUGGUAUUUAGAUAAUAUUUUCGAGGGGAGAAAAUUUAUCUACGAUCAAAACGCUCAGGCUUGGGGGACCAUUCGCAAUAGGAAAAGUGGCCUUUGUUUGGACACUUUAAAUGAGAACGAAGAGAAAUCUUAUCCUCUUGGUGUUUUCCAUUGUGAACAAAGACUCGCCAAUCAAUAUACUAAUCAAUUUCUUACUCUUACGAAUGACGGUGAAUUAAGACGGGACGAAUCGUGUGCAACCGCUACCGGGGAUAAAGAGGGUAACGUUAAGAUGGACAAAUGUACAAUCGUUGAGUUUGGCCUGAAAAAAUCGCGCGAAACGAUGGCCCAUGAGAAGAAGAAGCAAAAAUGGAAACAUUUAAAAGGCGGUUGGAUAGUUAAUGUUGGAACUAAUUUAUGUUUAACUACGAAGAAAUUAAAAUCAAUGUCGAAAAUUAAAUUAACUAAAUGUAAUUCGUACGAUCCUUAUCAAAAGUGGAGAUUCCAAUCAUAUGCUGAAGUUGAUUUCAUCUGAACAACAACAAUUAACUAAUUAUUUAUUUCCAACUUAAUCUUUUAAAUCAGAAUGUUGAACUUUUUUUAUAUUCUCUUACGAUGAUUAAUUAAAAAAACGAUUUAAUUGCCAAUUUUUCUAAUUGAA